CACAGCAGGGACAUCCAUGAGCUCAAAUCCUACCCUGACAUCCACUGAAUCAUCAACAUCAGAAGGAACGUCACCAACAGGAUCAGUCAGUCAAUCAAUGUCAACUGAUGGAACAUCAUUCACCAACAGUCCAAAUGUUUCUACCACAUCAACACAACUUUCAACAAUAGGAGUUAACCUGUGCAAAAAUGGAGGUUCCUUGGAUGUUGAUAAAUGUAUUUGCCAAAUACCCUAUGAAGGACAAUACUGUGAAUCAAUAGCCAAUUCUGUCCCUGGAAACGUGACCUAUGCCAUCAGAGUGACAGUGAAAAUAGAGAACAGGAAUUAUACCAUUGAAAUGGCAAACAGAUCAUCUGAAACAUUCAUGAAAUUUUCAAAGGAGUUUACUGAACAGAUGCAAUAUGUUUAUGGACAUAUUCGAGGUUAUAAAACAGUUGAGAUCACAAUGACAAGCGAGGGCAGUAUCAUUACCGAUCACAAAGCUAUUUUCAACGAUGAAGCAGAGAGGUUCGAUGACAGCAUGAUAAAAGAAAGAGAGGAAGAUAUCAUAGACAGCUUACAAUUCAGGAAUUGCACCAACAAUAAUGAUUCACAACAGUGUUCAGGACUUCAGCUCGCACCGAAUUACAAAAAUGUAUCAUACACAAAUCAAGAUGUAACUGUUGAUUGCUCCACGUCCGUCAAAGACAAUUUCAAGGACGACUUUACAUCUGUAAAUACAACUUCGGGCUGGAUCUGUGUGUCAAGAUGUCACAGUGGCCAUAAAGAUCACUUGAGGUGCCAAUACGGGAAAUGUGAGCUCACAGUAAAAGGCCCCAAAUGCUUUUGUAACACAUCAAAGGACUACUGGUAUAUUGGGGAAAACUGCCAAUUUCCAGUCCAUAAAUUGGCUUUCAUCAUCGUGACAGUAUUGGUGGUUCUGAUAAUCAUAGUCACAUUGAUAGUGCUGAUUGUGUAUUGUACGAGGUACCGACGCAUGGUCAAGCAAAACCAUUUAUCAAGGGAGAAGACCACAAAUCAGAUAUUAAAAUGGUGGCAGGAGGAUAACUGGGAGUGGCCUGCAUCCCACGGUUUGAUUUUGAGCAACCUUGCUGCUGCAGAUAUUCACAGUCUACCCAGAUAUUCAGAACUGAAGAGCCCAGGACAGAGGCCAUGAACUCAUCUUUCAGGAUCAAAAUGUUAAGGCUGCAGAUGACAGAAGCACACACCGUUUAAAUUCUACUGGUCUGAUUAACCCCUCACCUUCUUCACUCAGAAGCCAUUCACUGGACUCACAAACAGAAUUGGUCUACAAUAAUCUGAUUGUGAUAUCAUGUGUAAUCAUUUUUUUUUCUCUUUGAGUUAGUUUCAUUAAAAGAUCAAAGUCAAGUAUUUCUGGUUUUGUGCUUAAGGCCUAGAAGCUUGGAUGAAGAUCAAUGGGGUCAAUUAUCCUGUGUGUCAAGAGAACUUGUGACACCAGAGACUGACUGGGUAAAGGGAAGAUACAUUCCUGCAAUAGAACACGAGAUGGUAAUCAGGCUGGUAAUCAUGGCCCCUUUUGAAUUCCCCUUUUUCUCUCUCAUGCUGGCUUGACUGAGCUGAACCCAGGCUGGCACUUAACCUGUAAAAAUGAAAGAAC
Messenger RNA from Stegostoma tigrinum, 1618 nucleotides. RefSeq names its product mucin-17-like. The record is from RefSeq and is a predicted model, not a curated record. Bases 17 to 1156 code for a protein of 379 amino acids. The transcript has 12 exons. NCBI's taxonomy places the organism in Eukaryota, Metazoa, Chordata, Chondrichthyes, Orectolobiformes, Stegostomatidae.